Messenger RNA from Chrysoperla carnea, 790 nucleotides. RefSeq lists its product as uncharacterized. The transcript is spliced from 3 exons. Bases 86 to 790 code for a protein of 234 amino acids. The record is from RefSeq and is a predicted model, not a curated record. Lineage: Eukaryota; Metazoa; Arthropoda; Insecta; Neuroptera; Chrysopidae.
AGAAGUUAAAAAUGGAAAUUCAUGGAAAUUGUCAAUAAGCCAAAAAAAUAAUUGGAAAAACUUUUUGAAGUGAGCUUAGCCUCUGAUGGCGGCGCACCAUUCUCCAUAUCAACCAUCAAAAAAUCGAAUAAAUCAAAACAUCUACUAUCGUGCUCCUAGAAGAUUCAUAGCAAACGAUCGUAUUAACGCUCGUACAUCCACCUCACGCGAUACCAGUUAUAUUACAUCAGAAAGUACUCCAUCGCGACCAGGUGGCACCCCAGCACAAGCAAUAAUUAACUACGAGCCACGGCGAGGCUCGCAUAAAUAUAUGAGCAGUCAAGAAGCAACGCGAACACCAUCAUUUUACAGCUCGCAAGAUGAAGAAGAUUUGGAAUGGUUAGACAAAAUAAUAGGUGCUCCUAUAAGAGACAGAAAAAAACUGGCACCAAAACCUAUAGACAAACCGGUUCCCCCCAGGCCUAGGAGUAUUCUAAAAAAACAAAAGCGUCUUUAUUCAAAUUCGUUGCUUAGAACAAAAAUUAACUCAAAUCGCCAAACUUCAACUACUCUUACACCAUGGGUAGAAGAAAGUCGAGAACAAUUUAUGAAUACGCUUACCCAAGGAUCGUCGCACCGACAACUCGGAGAAAUGAAAAAAAAAUCUUAUUUUCCCAAUUACCCUGGCUUACGUGAUACAGAUGUUUUAGGAUUGGAGCUUCCAACUUUUGAAAAUACAGCUUCUGAUUAUGAAGAUACUGAGCAAGAGAUACCUAAAGAUAAAGGAAGGAAAAAGGUUAUGUUAACUUAA